Zygotorulaspora mrakii is the source of this 3468-nucleotide messenger RNA. It is a transcript of the gene KIN1, whose product is annotated as serine/threonine protein kinase KIN1. Gene Ontology annotation, molecular function: protein serine/threonine kinase activity; ATP binding; tau-protein kinase activity. The record is from RefSeq and is a predicted model, not a curated record. NCBI's taxonomy places the organism in Eukaryota, Fungi, Ascomycota, Saccharomycetes, Saccharomycetales, Saccharomycetaceae. The coding region runs from base 1 to 3468 and encodes 1155 amino acids. The transcript has a single exon. Gene Ontology annotation, biological process: intracellular signal transduction; microtubule cytoskeleton organization; protein phosphorylation. Gene Ontology annotation, cellular component: cytoplasm.
AUGCCAACGACCAACGACUACCUUGUCAAUACUCAGUUUAAAAUGGGUGGCGAUGAUUCAAUUCCAGCCGUAACACCAGCACCUGUAGCGCCGGCUACUGCAAGGAUGAAGGGCGGUAAGCAACAAAUGUCUCCUACAGGCUCGCCACAAACCCCAUUGAUGCCAGCCGCAGAAGUGUCGGGAAUGAGCGAAGGGCAAAAUUCAAUAACCUCAGACCCUCAAUCGCAGGUGCAGGCGCAAUCACAACCACAGAGGAAUGGAAGACCUCGUGCCAUGGAGCCAAAACAGUUUCAUAGAAAAUCCCUUGGUGACUGGGAUUUUUUAGAGACGGUUGGAGCAGGCUCUAUGGGUAAAGUAAAACUGGCUAAGCAUCACUAUACCAACGAAGUUUGUGCAAUAAAAAUUGUUAAUAGGGCUACGAAGGCGUUUCUUCACAAAGAGCAGUCUUUACCUCCACCACAGAAUGAACAAGAAAUGUUAGAGAGGCAGAAAAAAUUGGAAAAGGAAAUUUCUCGCGAUAAAAGAACUAUUAGGGAGGCCUCAUUAGGGCAAAUUCUUUAUCAUCCACAUAUCUGUAGAUUGUUCGAAAUGUGCACAAUGUCCAAUCAUUUUUAUAUGCUUUUUGAGUAUGUUUCAGGUGGACAAUUACUUGAUUAUAUUAUUCAACACGGCUCAUUAAGGGAGCAUCAUGCUAGAACGUUUGCAAGAGGUGUAGCCAGUGCUUUGCAAUACCUACAUGCCAAUAACAUUGUACACAGAGAUUUAAAAAUUGAAAAUAUAAUGAUAUCCACGUCAGGUGAAAUCAAGAUUAUCGACUUCGGUCUGUCAAAUUUAUUUGAUUCAAGGAAGCAGUUACAUACAUUUUGUGGGUCUUUAUAUUUCGCUGCCCCCGAACUUCUAAAAGCUUCGCCCUAUAUAGGACCAGAAGUUGACGUUUGGUCAUUUGGUGUAGUACUAUAUGUCCUAGUUUGUGGCAAAGUUCCAUUCGAUGACGAAAACUCAAGCGUCCUCCAUGAAAAAAUUAAGCAAGGCAAAGUUGAAUAUCCUCAGCAUCUCUCCAUAGAGGUAAUAUCUUUAUUAUCGAAAAUGCUUGUGGUCGAUCCAAAACGAAGAGCAUCAUUAAAACAAGUGGUAGAGCAUCAUUGGAUGAUUAGAGGUUUUGAUUUCCCAGCACCGUCCUAUGUUCCGAAUAGAAUUCCUUUGACAACUGAGAUGCUUGAUAUUAAUGUUGUGAAGGAAAUGUUCCGCUUAGAAUUCGUAGAUGAUAUUGAUGAAACCAUAAAAUUCUUACAAAAAAUUAUAAAAGAGGACACGUAUGUUAAACUGUCUCAACAGUAUUGGGCUACUUUGACUAGCCUCAAUGCACGUAAUGUGAGCCCUAGUAAUGACAUUAAUAGAACAAUGACAAUGGAGUCUGGUAACUUAGCAGCCACGAAUUCUCCCAGUGCAGUGUAUGCCGAUAAAUCAUUUGAAGAUCCUACGCGAGCUUAUCAUCCACUACUGUCAAUUUAUUAUUUGGUAGAUGAGAUGUUGAGACGUAAAUUAGUGAAACUACAAAAGAAACAACAACAGCAGCAAAUACAGCAACAACAACAGCAGCAACAGCAGCAAGAAAUACAACAACAACAAAAUAUUCAAAGAUUAGAGCGACCAAUCGAAACGCCGCAAGGCUUUAAACGUUUACCUCAGGGAGCUCAAAUUCCGAUACCGCAAAUAAAUCAACCCAAUGUUACCGAAAACAUUACAAAUACCAAUAAUACAACUCUCGAUGCCCCUCGAAAUAUGGCAAAUCCUCCUAUCGCUAGUAGUCAAAGGCGGCUGCAGGUGCUUGUACCACCUAAAUUGGCCAUACCAGAACAAGCACACACUUCACCUACAGCGAAGAAAAGCAUCGACGAUCAAACAGAACCGGAAUACGUAUUGUCACCCAUACCUCAAGCAAGUGAUUACCAACAGAGGAGCUCGUCUCCAAUUAGCAUGGAUACUUCUGAGAAACCAAAAUUUGGAAAUAUAUUCAGAAAGUUGUCUCAACGUCGUAGCAAGCAGCAGCAGCCACAACAGCAAGAGCAGCAAACACAGUUACAGAAACCAAUUCGGUUACCAGAAACAGCACAGCCUGUGCCGCAGGUGAGACGCCCUCAAAUUGAAGUUUCAAAUGAAGACGGUAAGAGUUUGCCAAAAACGCACUCUCGUGCUGUGUCAGAAUGUACACCUGCUUCAAUGAAGGUUCCAAUUUUUGGGGAACCCAGUGUGUCGAGACCUUUGAACACUAUAAGAUCUCCUACGAGAUCUGCAUCACAAAAGCAGAACUCAGAACUACCUGCUUUACCUCUCAAUGCCGAAAGCCUGGUGAAACAGCAACGUGAAAAGCAAGGUUUAAGUCCAGAGGAUACGGAAACUACAUUGACAACAAAUAAGUUGAUACCAUCCGAAGGUCAAGAUGAAAGCAAACCGCUACCGCCUCUGAACGUCACAAAAGGCCGGAAGUUACAUCCAAGUGCUAGAGCCAAAUCAGUUGGACAUACGCGCCGUGAAUAUUCGAAGUAUAUGAGACCACCGGUGUCUGCUGAUAUCUCGCCGGAAGAGUAUGCUGAACAUGGGAUUUUAGGAUACGGUGACGACAAUAAGGCUGUAGAUGAUCUAUCUAAUGGUGGAGGUAGUACUUCUCCAAGUGCAUUAGUUUCAUCCUUGGGAAUGACAACGGGGCAUUCCAGCACUACUGAAACUGUCCAUAUUAAACCAUAUAAUGAAGAGCUAACGGAUGAACAAAUUCUCGAAGAGGCAUCAAAAGCGCCACCUGGCUCAAUGCCAUCUAUCGAUUACCCGAGGUCAUUAUUUUUAAAGGGUUUCUUUUCGGUGCAGACUACUUCAUCCAAGCCAUUGCCGAUUGUGAGAUAUAAGAUCAUUCACGUACUGAAGCAGAAGCAUAUACAAUUCAAAGAGGUUAAAGGAGGGUUUGUUUGCAUUCAAAAACUAUCCAUUCACAAUGCGAAAGAAACAGAGGCACCACGACAACAGCAACAACAAGCAGGGUGGAAUGCUGCGUCUCCUGUUCAUGGAAGGUCUAACUCACGACAUGGAUCACUCAGACUCCAUGGAGUGAAUAAAUAUUCUCAAACAAAUGCUUUGUCGUCCCCACUACCCAAUAAUGGCAUGAAGCACGAGAGAAAUUUAUCUAUUGUUUCAUCGCCGCAUCAGAGCAACAUGUCAGGAGAACUGUCUUCAGCCUCUUUGGAGUCAAUGAACCAGGAUGAUAUUUUAACAACAUCAAGAGUCCACGAUAUGAAUAAGAAAGAAAUAGAUGGCGAGAUUUCAGGCGCAAUAGAAAGGCCCCCUAUAAAGUUUGAAAUUCAUAUUGUUAAGGUUCGUAUUGUAGGUCUAGCUGGUGUUCAUUUCAAGAAGAUGUCAGGAAACACGUGGAUGUACAAAGAAUUGGCAUCUGAAAUAUUAAGAGAUUUGAAUUUGUAG